Molecule: messenger RNA, 984 nt
Organism: Cygnus olor (mute swan)
Lineage: Eukaryota; Metazoa; Chordata; Aves; Anseriformes; Anatidae
Product: scale keratin
Exons: 2
Coding region: 105-581 (158 amino acids)
Cellular component (GO): intermediate filament
Molecular function (GO): structural constituent of cytoskeleton
Source: RefSeq, a predicted model, not a curated record
CUCAGGCAGUCUGCAGUGUAUAAAAGCACUCUCCACUCAGGGUUCUUCCAACCUCAGCUCUUCAUUCGUUCUCAGUGAAUUUGGUUGAGCUCCAUCCCUACAAGAUGUCUUGCUACGACCUGUGUCCCACCUACAACAGUGGCAUCAGCCGUCCCCAGCCCAUCGCUGACAGUGGGAACGAGCCCUGUUUCCGGCAGUGCCCUGACUCCGUGGCCGUGAUCCAGCCACCCCCAGUUGCUGUCACCUUCCCUGGCCCCAUCCUCAGCUCCUUCCCCCAGGAUUCAGUUGUGGGAUCCUCCGGAGCACCCGUCUUUGGGGGUUAUGGGGGCUCCCUAGGCUUUGGGGGCUCUUCCCUGGGCUAUGGGGGUCUGUAUGGCUCUGGGGGCUCUUCCCUGGGCUAUGGGGGUCUGUAUGGCUUUGGGGGCUCCUCUCUGGGCUAUGGGGGCUUGUCUGGCUAUGGAGGCUCCUCCCUGGGUUACAGGGGCCUGUCUGGCUAUGGUAGAUCCUUCGGUUCUGGCUAUUGCAGCCCUUACACCUACCGGUACAACAGAUACCGCCGUGGAAGCUGCGGGCCCUGCUAAAUCAUGCAGUAAUGUUCCCUGCUUGAUAGAGAACCGGGAAAUGAGUGAUAUGACCUCGAUCCUCAACUGGGCUCCUGAGUAAGGGGCAGAACAUCAAAACUUUCCGCUUAAUGCAGUGGAGUCAGAAUAGCUCCAUAAAUGACCUUCUUCUUUUCUCUUUUCAUUUCCUUUUCUAUCACGUGUUUCAUAUCCUCCUGUUUGCCCCUACUAGUGGCCAACUCUGUGACUCCAGUGCUGCCCCCCAGGGCCCUUUCUUGGCCCUGUGCCGGCCACUGCCUGGGAGAAGCCUGAAGGAAGAACGCCUCUCUGGAAGCCCCAGGCACCAGCUGUCUGCCUGGGCCUUGCUCGCGUCUCUGUGCUUGUGUCCUUUCCUGCCUUGACAAUAAAGCAAGCCUGCAUCCAA